AUGAAACACGAGAAAGACGAAGGAUGCGAAGGACGAAGGGCGAGAAGGACGAAGGACGAGAAGGACAAAGGACGGGGACGAAGGACGAGAAGGACGAAGGAUGAGAAGGACGAAGAACGAAAACGACGAAGGACCAAAAGGGUGAAGGACGAAAAUACGACGGACGAAAAGGACGAAGGACGACAAGACUUAGAAGGAUGUAGGUCGAGAAGGGCGAAGGACGAAAUGGAGGGAGGACGAAAAGGACGAAGAACGAAAAGUAUGAAAGACGAAAAGGACGAAAGACGAAAAGGACGAAGGACGAAAAGGACAAGAGGAACGAAGGACAAAAACGACGAAGGACGAAGAGGACAAAAAGGACGAAAAACGAAAAUGACCAAGGACGAAAGAGAAAAUAAACGAAGGACGAAAAGAACGAAGGACGAAAAGGACGAAAGACGAGAAAGACCAAGGAUGCAAAGAACGAAGGACGAGGAGGACGAAGGACGAGAAGGACGAAAGACGAGGAGGCCGAAGGACGAAAAGGACGAAGAACGAAAAAUACGAAGGACCAAAAGUACGAAGGACAAAAAGUACGAAGGAUGA
Zophobas morio is the source of this 585-nucleotide messenger RNA. RefSeq lists its product as uncharacterized. The record is from RefSeq and is a predicted model, not a curated record. NCBI's taxonomy places the organism in Eukaryota, Metazoa, Arthropoda, Insecta, Coleoptera, Tenebrionidae. The coding region runs from base 1 to 585 and encodes 194 amino acids. The transcript is spliced from 2 exons.